GCCUUUUACAAUCUCUGCGCCUCCGCAGCUUCUAGAAGCUUCUAUCAAGGCUCCCCAUCCCUCUCCCUCGCCAUGGGCAACGGCCUUUCCCCGUGCCUGUGCCCCGGGUCCGCCGCCCGCGGCGAGGCGGCGCGGCUGGUGUUCUGGGGCGGGUCGGCGAGGAUGGCCGACGAGCGUGGGCCCGGCAUCACCGCCGGGGACGUCGCGGCGGAGCUCCCCGACCAGCACCUCGUCUGCGCCGCGGACUCCUUCUUCAUCGGCCUGCCGGUCCCGGCGCUGCCGCCGGGGGAGCGGCUCGUGGCCGGGCGGACCUACUUCGUGCUCCCCGCGGCGCGCUUCUCCUGCCGCCAGGCGCUCACCGCCGCGACGCUCGCAAAGCUCUCGCCGUCCCCCGCCGCGAAGGUGCCCCUUGCCGGGGGCGCGGCGUCCCCGUUCGAGUACGUCACGGGCGCCGACGGCGCGCCGCUCAUCAAGAUCGUGCCCGAGUUCAUCGAGAAGGUGAUCACGUCGUGCGGCGGCGGCAAGUGCGGCGCGGCGGCGAAGCAACUGUGCAGCACGCCGGAGCUGAAGAAGCACUACAUGCAGCUCGUGGGGGCGCGGGCGGAGCGGCCGUGGUCGCCGGGGCUGGAGACGAUAUCGGAGGCCGAGAAGAGGAGGAGGAUGCCGUCGCCGGUGAGGCUGAUCGAGCUGGCGAAGGCUUCUUCAAGAUAGCGGCACAUGCAAAUGGAUGGAUUGCAAGAUAGAUGGGGAUAGAAUUUAACCUGAUUGUUGCCUCUUCAUACAAGAGGGGGAGGAUGCAAUGUUCAUAGCUAGAUUUGGUUUAGUUUUAGUUCAUUAAUUUUCUCUCCGGCCAACAGAUGAUGAGUGGAUCGGAUGCAAAUGAAUGAAUGGACAAAAAUUGCAUUUCA
Molecule: messenger RNA, 908 nt
Organism: Setaria italica (foxtail millet)
Lineage: Eukaryota; Viridiplantae; Streptophyta; Magnoliopsida; Poales; Poaceae
Exons: 1
Coding region: 73-711 (212 amino acids)
Source: RefSeq, a predicted model, not a curated record